Piliocolobus tephrosceles (Ugandan red Colobus) is the source of this 937-nucleotide messenger RNA. RefSeq names its product testis-specific XK-related protein, Y-linked. Gene Ontology annotation, cellular component: membrane. The record is from RefSeq and is a predicted model, not a curated record. NCBI's taxonomy places the organism in Eukaryota, Metazoa, Chordata, Mammalia, Primates, Cercopithecidae.
AUGUGUGUCUUUAAUAGCAUUCCUGAUGACAUGUUCCCUGUUAUCAGUUACUUAGGGGCCAUUCACUGCAAUAUACUGGCCAUCCAGAUCAGCAACGAUGAUACUACCAUUAAGCUACAGCCGAUAGAAUUCAUCUGUGUCAUGAUAUGGCGUUUUCUGGAGGUUAUGUCACGUGUAGUGAUUCUGGCAUUUUUUGCUGCAUCUCUGAAACUGAAGAGCCUACCCUUUUUCUUAAUCAUAUAUUGUGUACCAUUGUUGGCACCGUGGCUGGAGUUUUGGAAAAGUGGAGCUCAUCUUCCUAACAACACAAAAAUAAUUCCAAUGUGGUGGGUAAGUACUGAUGCUUAUCUUGAUCACACUACUCUAUGCUGCAAUCAAUUCUCCUGCUGGUCAGCAGUGAAACUGCAGUUGUCGGAUGAGGAAAUAAUUGACAGGAGACAGAGGUGGGGCAUAGAUUCCUACACUACAGCUUUCAGUUUUUAGAAAAUGUGAUAAUGAUAUUGGUAUCUAGGUUCAUUGGAGGGAAAACUUUGCUGAAUUGUUGUGACUCAUUAAUUGUCAUACAGCUCAUCAUAACCUACCUAUUGGCCAUUGGCUUUAUGCUCCUCUUCUGUCACUAUUUGCACCCCAGGUGGUCAGGUAAAGUGUUGCCAGGACAUACUGAAAAUCAACCAGAAGCACUGUAAUAUUAUGUAAACAUCUAUAGAAAAUUCAAUUAAAAGAAUAAAAAUAAGCAGCUGAGGAAUUACUACCACUCCUGGAGUAGGGCUGAAUAUUUUUCAAUCAAAAGUAUGUCAUAUUCAUAAAAUAUACAUACAUACUUUCACAGAACAAUGAGUAAAGAUGCUGAAUGUGACCUUAUUUAGAGGCUCUUAAACUAAAAUAAGUUAUACACAGAAAAAUCUUAGAAGUGGUUUCUAAUAAAAUUCAUUUUUCU